AUGUUCGGUAUCCCGAAGUUCUUUGGUUGGAGAGGCAGGUCUCUCAACCUGGCUAUUAGUUCUCUUGGAAGUCUUGAUUUUCUACUUUUCGGUUAUGACCAAGGUGUAACAGGUGGUCUUCUAGAUCUACCAUCCUUUAUCAAAUACUUCCCCGAAAUCAAUACCACCGAUGACACUAUCGAUAAAGCAACAAGAUCACAGCGCAGCUUGAACCAGGGCAUUUCGGUUGCCUCGUACAAUUUGGGUUGUUUUUUCGGCUCCAUUUUGACCAUCUUUAUUGGCAAUCCGCUUGGCAGACGACGGACUAUCUUUUGCGGCUGCUUGACUAUGGCCACCGGAGCUUUGUUGCAAGCGACUGCGUAUUCCCUGCCUCAUCUGAUUGUGGGCCGCAUCGUCACUGGGAUUGGGAAUGGCAUGAACACAAGUACCGUACCGACAUGGCAGUCAGAAUCCUCCAAGGCCCACGAUCGUGGAAAGAUGGUUAUGAUUGAGGGUAUGCUCAUCACGGCUGGUAUUACUCUCAGCUAUUGGAUAAAUUAUGGUUUCUCGUUCAUUGGGGAUCAGGAGGUAGCCUGGCGCUUCCCACUUGCGAUUCAGAUUCUCUUCGCCGUGGUCAUUUUCACCUCAAUUCUCAACCUGCCUGAGUCUCCACGAUGGCUUGUGAUGCAAGGUCGGAACGACGAGGCUCUGGAGAUUCUCGAAUGCCUCAAUGAGAAACCUCGAGAUGACCCCUAUAUUGUCAAUGAACUCAUUUCCAUCCAGGCAACCGUCCAGGAAAUGUCCAAGGGCUCUUACAGAAGUCUCUUUGAUAUGAGUGAAUAUCGUGAAUUUCAUCGCGUGGCACUCGCCUACAUCAAUCAGAUGUUCCAGCAAAUCUCUGGAAUCAAUCUGAUCACGUAUUAUGCACCUGUACUGUAUAGUGAGAUCGGACUUGGACAAGGCAAUUAUCCGAAGUUGUUAGCAGCUUGCAACGGUACGGAGUACCUGAUGGCUGCGUUUAUUCCCAUUUUUAUUAUUGAAAAAGUCGGACGUCGCCCUCUGAUGCUUUUCGGAGCCGCAGGCAUGUCCGUCUCGAUGGCUGUUCUUGCUGGCACUAACUACCGUCUAACGCACUUGAACGAUAGCCGGGCCGGCAUUGGACAAGCUGUCUUUCUUUUUGUCUUCAAUACCUUCUUCGCCAUCGGUUGGCUUGGCAUGACCUGGUUAUACCCAGCCGAGAUCGUGCCACUGCGAAUCCGUGCACCAACGAAUGCAUUGGCUACCAGCGCCAACUGGAUCUUCAAUUUCAUGGUGGUGAUGAUCACGCCAGUUGCGUUCGACAGCAUUGGAUACAAAACGUACAUUAUCUUCGCUGUUAUAAAUGCAUUCAUCUUCCCCUUCGUGUACUUUUUCUUCCCAGAGACGCGCUAUCGCUCCUUGGAAGAGAUGGAUACCAUAUUCAAAAAGUCGACAAAUGUGUUCAACGUCGUGUCUAUCUCCGUCAAGGAGCCUUACCGCUACGAUAAGCACGGCCAGCUUAAGCCCGAGUAUCUCGAAGAGGCCAUUCGCCGUGAGAGCAUCCGUCAUGAUGGGAUUGAUGUACACGUCGCCGGUGAGAAGCUUGACAGUGAUGACAGUGGGAAUGAAGUCAAAGCCUGA
This is a messenger RNA of Penicillium maclennaniae, 1638 nucleotides long. Its product is annotated as sugar porter family MFS transporter. Gene Ontology annotation, biological process: carbohydrate transport; transmembrane transport. The transcript has 6 exons. NCBI's taxonomy places the organism in Eukaryota, Fungi, Ascomycota, Eurotiomycetes, Eurotiales, Aspergillaceae. Gene Ontology annotation, molecular function: carbohydrate:proton symporter activity. Bases 1 to 1638 code for a protein of 545 amino acids. The record is from RefSeq and is a predicted model, not a curated record. Gene Ontology annotation, cellular component: membrane.